AUGACGUCAAACUGAAAGUUCCUUGUCACGCAAUUUAUUUCUUUGGUGCUGAAAGAAUGGAGGAACAAACGUUUGAUAGCUCAAAACUUCACGAUUUCCUGAUAAAAAAUCUGUCCGAUUUUCCUCAAGGCGAUGGUGAGCUAAAGAUUUUCAAAUUCAGGACUGGAACGUCGAAUCCAACCUUUCUGCUUCAAAAAAAUGGUAAAGAUUUCGUCUUGAGGCAUAAGGCACCAUAUCAGAUGUAUGCGGGAUUUCACAAGGUCGACGUGGAGGAUAAAAUCAUGUCUGCUCUUGGAGAGGCCUCUUUUCCGGUACCGAAAAUGUACCUCUUUUGUGAAGACAAGACAAUCGUGGGCUAAGAAUUUUACGUCAUGGAGUACAUCAAGGGUCGUCAGUUUCCGGAUGCCAAUUUACCCGGCGUUCCUGCAGACCAAACAAAGGCCAUCUUUGAAGCAGCGAUUCGAACCUUGGCGCUGCUUCAGUCUUUAGACACGGAUAAGCUUAAUUUAGAAGGAAUCGGUGACAAAGAAGACGUAUUAAAACAGAGGAUGGAUAUGCUAUUUGAAGCUUACAAACAAACAGAAAGGAAAUCCAUUCCUAAAGCUCAUCAAUUAAUGGAGUGGCUGAGAAACCACAAACCCAACGAUGACAAGAAACCUGUCAUUCAUCACGAAGACUUCAGAAUUUCAAAUAUACUUUGGCACCCAGAAGAGGCUCAAGCCCUAGCCGUGAUAGACUGGGAAGGAGCAUGCUGGGGGCAUCCAUUUGAGGACCUGGCAUUUUUCUGUUUUCCGUUCCAUUUUCCGGCUGCGUUGGAAUUUACGCCUGUUCUAAAGAUUGGUAAACUAGUUGCGAUAAGAUCUAAAGAAAAUUAUGCGAUAGGAAUUAUUCUUGUAUUCAAUUUCAUACUGUCAAGGAGCCGUUUCCGGCCACUUUUUUGCCUUCGAUAUCAGGUGACGCGUAGUGCCGGGUGGCAAUAUCAACAAGUGUACUUUGUUAGAAGUAAACCACAAGGGAAUGAGUUAACUGAGUCUGUUGUCGAUUUGUUUUCUUUAAAGGACAACAUAGUAUACAAGAUAUGACCGACUUCAUGGACUUCUAUGACCAGUAUCGUUUAAAUAGUUAUUCCUUGGUUAGGAACAGAUGACUGUUAUUUGCAGAAUUGAAUCAUACAAUUUUUCUAUUAUAAGAUCCUAGUUCGGAAAAUCAUAGUUUGGAAAUUCUGUCGACGAGAAAUUCGGCAAUUAAAUGACUAAAUAUUUUCAUAGGUUUAAACUGCUAUGAACUAAUAUUCUCUUGCCAGCGCCUAAGAACACAUGACUUUUUUUAUCAAUUACACGCAAAU
This is a messenger RNA of Stylophora pistillata, 1345 nucleotides long. RefSeq names its product acyl-CoA dehydrogenase family member 11. The record is from RefSeq and is a predicted model, not a curated record. NCBI's taxonomy places the organism in Eukaryota, Metazoa, Cnidaria, Anthozoa, Scleractinia, Pocilloporidae.